GAGUCGACGAGAACAGGAAGCCACUUGAGGCUCCUCGCAGCCUGGAGAGCUGCUUGCAGAGGAUGUGGUCGGCCCGUGAGAGAGGGAGGGAGGUAGUUAAAGGUGACGAGAAGCCGAGCCGCUGUGUCAGGGUUUGACUUGCUGGCCACCCUCUCCCCGCCGGAGUCCUGAACUGGGAGGCCGAGAGGGGCUGUUUUGGCAACGGUCAGCUUGGGAGGGGUCGCGCUGUUUGCAGCCUUUUGGGAGGCCGGUUGCCAUAGCAAUGGUGCUCGGGAUGCGGUGAGCAAGGGAGAGAUGAUGGAGAGAGAGGAGAGCGAAGCGGAGUCGCCGUCUUCCUGGUCUCCAGUUCAAAGGGAAAGGCUGUUCACGUGUGGAACCAUUUCUGACAUUUCUGGGAAGAAACGGAAGCAGGGGACAGUCAGUGAGACAGAGGCUGUCACAAGAGUCCUUGAAGACAAGGAUGUGGACGAUGUUGCUGCUAACGCUGGGCCAGUCAAAGACGGGGAGGAGCCCAGUAACAAGAGGGUCAAACCUGUGUCCAAGGGGGCUGGUCUGGCCAGCUUCAUGGGUCCAGUCAAGUCCACCUCGCUCAAACGCAUCGGCCAGUCCAUCCAGCGGUCGAUCAGCUUCAAGACGGAGGCCCGACCGCUGCCCCCCGCCCCCCUGCGCCACCGGCAGAAGGCCGCCUCGCUGCCCAGGCGCCGCAACAGCCAGCUGUGGAGCGAGACAGUGGAGAGCAUCUCCGAGGAGCUCCCCGCCAAGGAGAUCAAACGGCAGGAGGUAAUAUUUGAACUGACACAAGGAGAGAAGCAGCUCAUUGAAGACCUCAAUUUGGCAAAGAAGGCGUACUAUGAGCCCAUGCUCAAGCUGGACAUCAUGACCGAGAGCGAGCUGGGACAGAUCUUCGGGACGCUGGACUCCCUCAUCCCUCUGCACGAAGAUCUGCUGAACCAGUUAGAGAACCUGCGAGGGACAAAGAAUUGUGUUGCGGAAGUGGGACCCACUCUGAUGAACUGGUACUUGUGUCUGACUGGGCCGCCCCUCUCGCCGCAGUUCCCCUGCCUCGAGGCCUACAUCACCUACUGCUGCAACCAGGUGGCGGCCAAGGCCCUGCUGGACCACAAGAAGCAGGACAGGAAGGUGGACGAGUUCCUGCGCCUGUGUCAGGAGUCCUCCUUCAGCCGCCGGCUGGACCUCUGGAACUUCCUGGACCUGCCCCGCAGCCGGCUGGUCAAGUACCCCCUGCUGCUGCGGGAGAUCCUCAAGAGCACGGCCCCCGACCACCCGGACCACCAGCACCUGCAGGAGGCCAUGGAGCUCAUCCAGCGUGUGGUGUCUCAGGUGAACAGUAAGACUGGAGAGGCCGAAUGUCAGUUCUACCGCCGGGGCCUCUACUACCUGGAGGACACACAGCGCGUUCCCGAGAUCCAGCUGUCCCGCUACCUCUACUGCCACGGGGACCUCAAGAGCAACAAGGGCCAGAAGCUCCACGUCUUCCUGUUCGAGCUGGUGCUGGUGGUGACCCGGCCCGUCUCCCACAGCGACGUGCUGCAGUUCCAGGUGUACCGGCAGCCCAUCCCCGUCGGAGACCUGGUGCUGGAGGACCUGCCCGACGGCGAGGCCGGAGUGGGCGGCUCCUUCCGCGGGGCAUUCGCCUCUGGAAACGAGAGAGCCAAGAACUUCUUCCGCGUCAGCUCCAAGGGCAGAUCGAAGGGCCAAGCGCACAGCCUGCAGGCCAACGACUCCUUCAACAAGCAGCAGUGGGUGUCCUGCAUCCGCCAAGCCAUCGUGUCCUUCCGAGACCAGCAGGACCCCGGCCCGGCGCCAGACAGCUCGCUGGAGGACAUCGCUGACCUCAGCUUAGACUGCGAUGACAAGGGGGGCGGGGACGUGGAGAUGACGGACACGUAGAAGCAGCCAAUCCCCAGGAGACUUCCUCGGCCCUGCAGCUCGCCUGGCGGGUGAUGGGACUCCCAUGGGCGUCUGCUGGGAUUUAUCACCAGGAUCACUGGGAAUUUCACCAGGAAAUCUCCAGGACUCAUCUCUGGAGAGCCACGGACAGCACAUGAUAUUCUGGACUUAAAAACUUGCAAAAAAACCAAUGAAGUAGAAACAGAGUUUUUUAAAAAUAAAAAACUGCAGACCUGCAUUCUCCUGGGUCUUUCUGCUUCAGUUGUCCCAUGAGCAGGGCAAGAAAACUGGACCUCCUUCUAAAAUGCACUGGGCUUCUUAUGGUACGUCUGGAGCACAGGGAUACCCGUGUUGAUGGGAAUUCCAAUACUCCUAAACCAGCUGUGUGCCAUUAACACAAACAGGUGGAGCUCACUAAACUAAAAAAGGCCAAUUUAGCUUUUCUCUGUGUUAAGCCUGGGCUGGAUCCAGCUGUGAUGGGAAUCUGAUCUCUUCCUUGCAUUGCUCUCCCAGGAGUUUCAGAAAGAUGCAUUUUUUUACAGUGUGGUGUGAACUAAUCAGGUUCAGGAGAAAGAGUACUACCUCAUUCCACCACCUAGACUGGUCAGAGAGAAAGGGGAACAAUCACAUCUUUAUAAUGAUCUAGUAGCUAUUAAAAUGAAAUUUUAAGGAUUUCAGAAUGAAUGGCUUAGUUGUUUCAUAGCUUUUGUCCCAGGUACUGUCCAGGUGUAUCCUGCCUUGUGCUCUGUGCUUCCUGGAAUAGGCUCUGGGCCACUGUGACUCUGAACUGGACAAGCGGUUAUUGCUGAAAUAAUUGCUCUGUGCGUGGCAGUGUGGUCAACUCCUGCUGACAGGGCAGUGAUGAUGGGCCAUCAGGUGCACGAGACCUGUGCUCUUUGAUACGCUCCCAGAAUUCACAAAAACCAGCUCAUUCAUUUUUCCCAACACCAGCGGUGCAGCACAGGAGUGCCUUCAGACUCUACACAAGCUAACUGGUCUGCCAAUGGCUUCCACCUCUAUUCUCCAUGGGGCAGUGAGUCCAGCGGGACUGAGCUCCCUGUGCUGGGACUGAGCUCCGGAUCCGCGGUCCAGCGCCCCGUGCAUGGACUGAGCUCCCAGUCUGCAGCCCUGUGUCACGCAUGUGGACUUGUUUGUAAAUGCUUGAAACUUUCUUAUCAGUAUUAACUGUCAAACACAAAAACAUGAAAAAACUUAUGAACAUCGCACCCCCCCACUGAUCUGUUUAGCUUGAAAGUCCUCCCUGACCUGCAGCCAGGUCAAGGGGUCUGCUGUUGCAGUAAGCUGACCUGCUGACCUCCUGCUAAAUAUCUCAUGAAUGUAUUUUACUGUGUGCAGGUCUGCUACAGUGGUGCAAAUCAAGGUGAAACUGUCUGUAAAGCCAGUGUAACACCAAUGAGCUCUCCCAAGAACUUGUGUUAACUUGCUUUUAUUGAUGUUUCCAACACAUUUCAUCACAUACAUCUGCUAUGUACUGUUGCUUUUGUAUAUUUUAUUUACAGAUAUUUUGACAACCAGACUCUUCCCCCUCUCCACAGCAGACCUCCUGCAUGAAAACUGAAAUUUGUGUGGAUGUGCCUGUAAGCAAAUUGAAUGUUAAUUUAGCACUAGGUGUUCAUUAAAUUCAUGGUGAAACAUGAA
This is a messenger RNA of Lepisosteus oculatus (spotted gar), 3570 nucleotides long. RefSeq names its product Rho guanine nucleotide exchange factor (GEF) 3, like (gene arhgef3l). Gene Ontology annotation, biological process: positive regulation of Rho protein signal transduction; intracellular signal transduction. Gene Ontology annotation, molecular function: guanyl-nucleotide exchange factor activity. NCBI's taxonomy places the organism in Eukaryota, Metazoa, Chordata, Actinopteri, Semionotiformes, Lepisosteidae. The record is from RefSeq and is a predicted model, not a curated record.